AACAGAAGUGUGAUUGGGGGGAACUUUGGGGUGCCACAGGUAGAAGUCUUAAAAGAGCAUGUAAUGAUGCCCAAGAAGUGCUUUUAACAAUGGAGAGAUCAGUUAAGCAGAUGGUAGAAAGGAAGAUCUUCCUCCCUGCCCUCUUGGUAAUUGUGCGAUGGGUCACAUUGUGCAGUCAUCCUGUGUUCUAGAAUGCCCGGGAGAGGUGGUGACUGGAGAGACCACCUCCUCCAGAACAGAGAGCAGUUGAUUAUUUAAAAAAAAAAAAAAAAAAAAAAGUAGUAAUAUUGCUCCGACAGUGACCUGACCACUAAUUCAGAUCCACAAUCAAGAUCAUUGAGAUAGCAUUUCACUCCAGAUGAAUUCUGAGCCUAGUUCUUCACAAUCAGAUCGACUUGUCAAAGAUAUCACGUCAAAUGUUUCCUCAUCUCCCCCUAGUGAAGGAAGAGGUUCUAAAGGCUCAGCAGACAGGAGGCAAUUAGAUGGCCCGGAGCACGACAUAGAAACAGCUCAUGGCGUGGUACAUGUCACCAUGCGAGGCUCACCAAAAGGGAACAGACCAGUUAUUCUUACUUAUCAUGACAUUGGCCUAAACCAUAAGUCCUGUUUUAAUGCAUUCUUUAACUUUGAAGACAUGCAAGAGAUCACCCAGCACUUUGCUGUAUGCCAUGUGGAUGCCCCAGGCCAGCAGGAAAGUGCACCCCCUUUUCCAACAGGGUACCAGUACCCUACCAUGGAUGAGCUGGCUGAAAUGCUACCUGCUGUCUUAACUCAUUUAAGCUUGAAAGGUAUCAUUGGAAUUGGAGUUGGAGCUGGUGCUUAUAUCCUCAGCAGGUUUGCUCUUAAUCAUCCAGAACUUGUGGAAGGCCUCAUGCUUAUCAAUGUUGACCCCUGCGCUAAAGGUUGGAUUGACUGGGCAGCUUCCAAGUUCUCAGGUUGGACAACUAACAUUGUAGACAUUAUUUUGGCUCACCACUUUGGACAGGAAGAGUUGCAAGCCAAUCUGGACCUGAUCCAAACAUAUCGACUCCACAUUGCUCAAGAUAUCAACCAAGAUAAUCUACAACUGUUCCUGGGUUCAUAUAAUAGUCGCAGAGAUCUGGAGAUUGAAAGGCCCAUACUGGGCAAUAAUGACAACAGAACAAAAACUCUGAAGUGUCCUACAUUACUGGUGGUAGGAGACAGCUCACCUGCAGUUGAAGCUGUGGUUGAAUGCAAUGCUCGCCUGGACCCUAUGAACACAACUCUACUAAAGAUGGCAGAUUGUGGAGGGUUACCCCAAGUGGUUCAGCCUGGGAAGCUGACCGAAGCCUUCAAAUACUUUGUGCAGGGAAUGGGCUAUAUCCCGUAUGUGCAGCUCAGCCACCUGAGCACCGAGUCAGUACCAGCAGCUAGUAUGACGCGGCUCCUUCGAUCACGCACCCACUCCACAUCCAGCAUAGGCUCUGGAGAAAGUGUCUACAGCCGGUCUCUCACCAGCACGCAGUCAGAUGGAACUCCAGGAGCCCUGGAGCCAGCCGAUGUCCUGGACAGGCCACAGACCAUGGAGGUGUCCUGCUAAGCAGAUGCGCCUCUUCUGAACCCAUCCAAGUCCUCCCCCAACUGACUAGCCCCAUAAUAUAGCAUUUCAUCCAGCAAACUGGCAUUUACUGUCCUCACUCAUGCAUGGCCACUGUAACCUCAUUAACCUGAAUUGAUGGUUCUUUUUACUUUUUUGUACCUCCCCAGUGACUCCCUUCCCCCCCCCCCCCCC
Messenger RNA from Sarcophilus harrisii (Tasmanian devil), 1753 nucleotides. It is a transcript of the gene NDRG3, whose product is annotated as NDRG family member 3. Gene Ontology annotation, biological process: signal transduction. The transcript is spliced from 15 exons. Gene Ontology annotation, cellular component: cytoplasm. The record is from RefSeq and is a predicted model, not a curated record. NCBI's taxonomy places the organism in Eukaryota, Metazoa, Chordata, Mammalia, Dasyuromorphia, Dasyuridae. The coding region runs from base 359 to 1561 and encodes 400 amino acids.